AUCUCUUCCUCCCUCCAUCCUUACCAACCUCUUCUUCCGCCGCCACCACCGAUAUGGCCACCUCCGCCACCAACCUCCGCACUACAUCCCUUAGCCACAAACUGUCCUCCCUCUCUAUUUCUUCUAACAACAAACUUUCUGCCUUUUCCCUCACAGUCCGCCAGCCCCGCCUUAAAUCCCGCUUCAUAGUACUCUCCGCCAACCUCGACGCUAAGCCGACUGUGCUGGUGGCCGAGAAGCUCGGGGAAGCGGGCCUAAAACUCCUAAAAGAAUUUGCAAACGUGGACUGCUCUUAUAAUCUCUCACCUGAGGAGCUCUGCACCAAGAUCUCGCUUUGCGAUGCUCUAAUUGUAAGGAGUGGGACGAAAGUGAAUCGCGAGGUGUUUGAAUCUUCUGGUGGGAGAUUGAAAGUUGUUGGAAGAGCUGGUGUGGGAAUUGAUAAUGUGGAUCUGGCUGCUGCGACGGAGCAUGGCUGCUUGGUCGUUAAUGCGCCCACUGCCAAUACCGUUGCGGCUGCGGAGCAUGGGAUCUCGCUCUUGGCUGCCAUGGCGAGGAAUGUUGCUCAAGCUGAUGCGUCUGUAAAGGCUGGAAAGUGGCAAAGGAACAAAUAUGUGGGUGUGUCACUUGUUGGGAAAACACUGGCUGUGAUGGGUUUUGGAAAGGUUGGAUCGGAAGUCGCCCGGCGUGCUAAGGGUCUCGGCAUGCAUGUGAUUGCCCAUGAUCCGUAUGCCCCAGCAGACCGAGCUCGUGCUAUUGGUGUAGAUCUUGUGAGCUUUGAAGAAGCAUUAGCAACUGCAGAUUUCAUCUCCUUGCACAUGCCUCUUACCCCUACUACUUCCAAGAUGCUUAAUGAUGAAACUUUUGCAAAGAUGAAGAAAGGAGUUAGAAUUGUAAAUGUUGCUCGAGGAGGAGUGAUUGAUGAAGAAGCUUUGGUGAAGGCAAUAGAUGCUGGAAUUGUUGCUCAGGCAGCCCUUGAUGUUUUCACGGAGGAGCCCCCUCCAAAAGACGGCAAUUUGGUGCAGCAUGAGAAGGUGACUGUAACUCCCCAUCUUGGUGCUAGUACGGUGGAAGCACAGGAAGGGGUGGCUAUUGAGAUAGCUGAAGCUGUUGUUGGAGCCUUAAAAGGCGAACUUGCUGCUACUGCAGUCAAUGCACCAAUGGUGCCUGCUGAGGUUCUAACAGAGCUGAAACCAUAUGUUAUGCUUGCUGAAAAACUUGGGAGGUUGGCUGUCCAGCUAGUAGCGGGAGGAAGUGGUGUGAAAAGUGUGAAAGUGACUUAUGGCUCUCCUAGAGCUCCUGAUGACCUUGACACAAGGCUGCUUCGGGCUAUGAUUACCAAGGGUCUCAUUGAGCCCAUAUCCAGUGUUUUUGUGAACUUGGUUAAUGCUGACUUCACAGCUAAACAGAGAGGAUUAAGGAUAACUGAAGAACGCAUAACUCUGGAUGGUUCACCUGAGAGUCCACUUGACUUUAUCCAGGUUCAAAUUGCCAAUGUUGAAUCAAAAUUUGCGAGUGCCAUAUCGGAGACUGGUGAGAUUAAGGUUGAAGGACAAGUGAAGGAUGGAAUUCCCCAUUUGACUAAGGUUGGAUCUUUUGAGGUGGAUGUAAGCUUGGAAGGUAGCCUUAUACUUUGCCGACAGGUAGAUCAGCCUGGAAUGAUCGGUAAGGUGGGAAGCGUAUUGGGAGAGGAGAAUGUGAAUAUCAGCUUCAUGAGUGUUGGAAGGAUUGCUCCACGAAAGCAAGCUGUUAUGGCAAUUGGAGUUGAUGAGCAACCCAAAAAAGAAACUUUGAAAAGGAUUGGAGAAAUCCCAGCAAUUGAAGAGUUUGUCUUCCUCAAGUUGUAGUGUGGCAUCACCACUUAUUAUUUUUGUAGUUUUACUUCUUUCGGGGAUGGGUAUAUCAUUACUUCAUUGUAGUGCCCCAUUUUGAUUCGAGUGUUGUGGUAGUUUUUGGAAAGGGAAAGAAUAAUCCAUCUUUUAGAUAAGUGUGUACUUAGGUACCAUAUAUCUUUAAUUCAUAUUUUCUUUUAGCUUGUUCUUGAAUAUGAAAUUGGCUUUCUUUUGUAUGUAA
Molecule: messenger RNA, 2070 nt
Organism: Hevea brasiliensis (rubber tree)
Lineage: Eukaryota; Viridiplantae; Streptophyta; Magnoliopsida; Malpighiales; Euphorbiaceae
Product: D-3-phosphoglycerate dehydrogenase 1, chloroplastic-like
Exons: 4
Coding region: 54-1844 (596 amino acids)
Biological process (GO): L-serine biosynthetic process
Cellular component (GO): chloroplast stroma
Molecular function (GO): phosphoglycerate dehydrogenase activity; NAD binding
Source: RefSeq, a predicted model, not a curated record